Messenger RNA from Lentinula edodes (shiitake mushroom), 580 nucleotides. RefSeq lists its product as uncharacterized. Bases 83 to 412 code for a protein of 109 amino acids. The transcript is spliced from 2 exons. The record is from RefSeq and is a predicted model, not a curated record. Lineage: Eukaryota; Fungi; Basidiomycota; Agaricomycetes; Agaricales; Omphalotaceae.
UCUAUCAGAAACAUUGGGGAAGGUUUCACUGAUCUCCUCGCAGCGCCAUUGCUUCGGCGCUUUCACGACGGCACAUCACCCUAUGUUCUUCUCGCCUGUUAUCGUCCCCCCUUGCAUGGACCUAUCUUCUCACUGUUCAUCAUCGCACAUUCUGUCUUCAUCGGUUCCAACUAGAGUGUAUAAUUACAUUUUCUUUAGUUCCUUCACCCCGUUUCGAAUACGACGUCUGCAUCCUCAUCCUACGCGUUCCUCCGAUCUCCCCAUUCUCUACCUUCUUCCGCAAGUUACCCUUACCACCGCCAGCUUUUUUUUUUCUGCACAUCGUUAUAUCAUAGUCGUAACUUACACACUCCUUUGCAUUAUCAUUACACCCCACACCUCUCCUCUGCCCUACCUCUGCCUCCCUUUCUAACUCCCAAUUCUCCAAGACUGUACAGAAUCGAACAAGAUUACUACGCUCCUUUUUAUUUUGUUUCUCUUUACCUAUACUUUAUAUAACACCCUUUUUCAUUUAUUUGAAGUGAGCCAACUGCUUCUGAAAGUAGGUGUAUUCGUAGGUUGAAGUACCCAAUCAAAAUAA